CGUGUGCUAGUUAAUUGUGCAGUCACAGCCUGGGAGUCCCACCUGAGGGGAGGUGGGAAAUGCCUCGAGUGAGGGGGGAGGCUCUCGGCCGGGCUGGGCAGAUGCCGACCUCUCACUGAAGACGAGCGGGAGGCUGCUCAGCAAGGAGGUUUGACGGCUCGCAGGACGGCUGGACAGCUGUCACGGACCCUGGGCUCUGACAGCCCUCGGCCAGCCUCUCCCGCCAGCUGGGCCUCUCCGCCCUCCGCACUUGCCCUUGAUCGGUGGCUCUUCGCUGCGAUGGAGACGUGAGGCUGGGCGGACGAUGACUGCGGUGUACGUGAAUGGAGGCGGCCUGCUGAGCCCCCAGUGUGCCAGGUGGGACCGGCGCGACAGCGGGGACAGCGGCUGUCAGGCGGAGUGCGGCAAGGACGGCGAGGAGGGACAGCUCCGCCAGCUGACGCCCUUCGAGAAGCUGACCCGGGACAUGUCCCAGGAUGAGAAGGUGAUGCGGGAGAUCACGCUGGGGAAACGGAUAGGCUUCUACCGAAUUCGAGGGGAGAUCGGAAGCGGAAACUUUUCCCAAGUCAAGCUCGGAAUUCACUCCCUGACCAAAGAAAAAGUGGCCAUUAAGAUCCUGGACAAGACCAAGUUAGACCAGAAAACCCAAAGGUUACUAUCACGUGAAAUCUCAAGCAUGGAAAAACUACACCAUCCCAACAUCAUCCGCCUUUACGAGGUCGUGGAGACCUUGUCCAAGCUCCAUUUGGUGAUGGAGUAUGCAGGGGGUGGGGAGCUCUUUGGGAAAAUUAGCACGGAAGGGAAGCUCUCCGAAGCAGAAAGCAAGCUCAUCUUCUCCCAGAUUGUGUCUGCCGUGAAGCACAUGCAUGAAAACCAGAUUAUUCAUAGAGACCUGAAAGCAGAAAACGUAUUUUAUACCGGUAAUACUUGUGUGAAGGUGGGCGAUUUUGGAUUCAGCACGAUAAGUAAGAAAGGUGAAAUGCUGAACACUUUCUGUGGGUCUCCUCCCUAUGCUGCACCUGAACUGUUUCGAGAUGAGCACUACGUUGGCAUUUAUGUAGAUAUCUGGGCCUUGGGGGUGCUUUUGUACUUUAUGGUAACUGGCACCAUGCCUUUCCGGGCAGAGACGGUGGCCAAACUGAAGAAGAGCAUCCUGGAGGGCACCUACAGCGUGCCCCCACAUGUGUCGGAGCCGUGCCACCGACUCAUCCGAGGAGUCCUCCAGCCUGUACCCACAGAGAGGUAUGGAAUCGACUACAUCAUGAACAAUGAAUGGAUGCAAGGGGUGCCUUACCCCAUCCCUUUGGAACCUUUCCAGCUGGAUCCCAAACAUUUGUCAGAAACCAGCACCCUCAAAGAAGAAGAAAAUGAGGUGAAAAGCACUUUAGAACAUUUGGGUAUCACAGAAGAGCAUAUUCGAAAUAACCAAGGAAGAGAUGCUCGAAGCUCAAUCACAGGAGUCUAUAGAAUCAUUUUACAUAGAGUCCAAAGGAAAAAGGCUUUGGAAAGUGUCCCAGUAAUGAUACUACCAGACUCUAAAGAAAGAGGCCUAAAGAAAGGAUCCCGUGUCUACAGAGGCAUAAGACACACAUCCAAAUUUUGUUCAAUUUUAUAAAUUGCAUUAGACUGCUGAAAAUUAACCAAGAUCAUUGUUGCCACUUUUAAAUAUUUUUACGGACAACUUGGGUGGAGACAUUUUUGUAAUUUUUAAAUAAAUUUAAAUUUGAAAUAUGCAU
Molecule: messenger RNA, 1736 nt
Organism: Galeopterus variegatus (Sunda flying lemur)
Lineage: Eukaryota; Metazoa; Chordata; Mammalia; Dermoptera; Cynocephalidae
Gene: NIM1K
Product: NIM1 serine/threonine protein kinase
Exons: 3
Coding region: 305-1615 (436 amino acids)
Biological process (GO): intracellular signal transduction; protein phosphorylation; microtubule cytoskeleton organization
Cellular component (GO): cytoplasm
Molecular function (GO): ATP binding; protein serine/threonine kinase activity; tau-protein kinase activity
Source: RefSeq, a predicted model, not a curated record